Messenger RNA from Panicum virgatum (switchgrass), 1576 nucleotides. Its product is annotated as zinc finger HIT domain-containing protein 2-like. The record is from RefSeq and is a predicted model, not a curated record. Bases 158 to 1396 code for a protein of 412 amino acids. The transcript has 5 exons. Lineage: Eukaryota; Viridiplantae; Streptophyta; Magnoliopsida; Poales; Poaceae.
CAUCACCGCCGAGCAAUCGAGAAAGCUCGCUGCCCCUCCGGCCUCCGCCACCCGCUCGCGGCAUGCCGGGGGAGAAGCAAAGCAAAGCGAGCGCCGCCUGUAAUCGAGAGAGAUCGAGUGAGAAGCGCAAGAGCAGAGGCAUCGCGUGCGCGCGGCGAUGGAGAGGGACGUCGUGGUCUCCGACCCAGCGGCCGCCGGGUCCUCGUCCUCGCCGUCCGCCUCCUCCUUCGCCGAUACCAGGGUCAUCUGUCGCGUGUGCCAGAAGCAGUUCGCGCAGUACACCUGCCCCCGCUGCAACUCCCGGUACUGCUCGCUCCCGUGCUACAAGGCGCAUAGCCUUCAAUGCACUGAAUCCUUCAUGCGUGAGAAUGUUAUGGAUGAGCUUAAGCAGAUGCAACCUGAAGAUGAAUCAAAGAAAAAGAUGCUAGAUAUCCUUAAGCGGCUCCACUUGGAAGAAGAGAUGGAGUCCGAUGGUGAAGAUGAGUCAAUGUUAUCGGAGGAGCUUAUUCAAAAAGUCAUGUCUGGGGAAGAAAUAAAGAUCGAAGAUCUCUCUGAUGAUGAAGUCAAACGAUUUCGACAAGCUCUGGCCUCAGGUGAACUCAGCAAGAUGAUUGAACCAUGGACACCAUGGUGGAAAAAGCCGUCUGCUAGAAUGAUAACCCUUAGCCCUGAUGGAAGCCAGCUUGUCAGACAAGUGAGGGAAGAAGACACUGCCACAUCAGGUCCGAUGACUGACCAAGAGCCUAGCAUCAAUGAAAUCCCAGAAGGGCCAGAAGCUCCUCUCCCAGCGCUGAAACAGCUAACAAGGGCAGAGCCAUCGCCUCUGCUUGCCGUUCACUUGGUCGACAUUUUGUACAGUUACUGCUUCACACUUCGGCUCUACAACGGUGAUUGGCACUCUGAUCCAUUGGGUGCUUGCACUGUUGCCCUGUCAAUGUCUAAAGUCAUGGGGGAGGACGCUAAGCCUGAGACAGUACCUGAAGCACUGAGGGCUUGCAUAGAGGAGACAUGCUCACCUGCUUACAGGCACACGGGGGGUUUCAGGUUUGCUAUCGGGCUUCUGGAUGAUAUCGUCUCCAUUCUGUCCUUGGGACACAACGUGCUUGUCUGCGCGCUAAGUGACUUCCAUCGACUCAUUGAAGCUGGUAAGAGCAUGCUCAAGGCGGAGAAAGUGGGCAAGAUGGAGAGCACGCAGAGCUCUUCGAAGCUUCGUGGUGCAGCUAGGAAGCUAUUCUUCAUGACUUGUUGGGUCCAUGAGCAGCCGGAAGAGGCUUGGCCGUCUUUAGCUCGCAUCGUCGAAGUACAGAAAGUAUCUCUCGAGGAGUUGGGCACUAGGAAUCGGAAGGCCGAAAUAAAGAGCAAGCAGCAACCCAAGGUUCUUAUCGAGGAGCUGUAGGCAUGUGGAUUUACUGCUAGAUUGCAACGCUGUGUACCCUUCGUAUCUCGCAGGCUGAAUCCAUCCAACGAGUUCCCCUUGUAAUGCGGUGGUUUGUGCAUACACUCUAAUUUUGUUGAAGGAAUUUGUAUACAUAUCUGACAUCCUGUUUAAAGUGAUCCUAACCAAUGCAUUAAGUUU